CCCGUGUGGAGGGGGAGGGGAUAAGUCGCCCAUGAAGACCAAUCAGAUCGCUACUUUCAUUUUUCAUAGGCCUUUAUAAAGAUGGGAUAUGCGGUCUGACUGGUCGCUGUGGGCGGCUGCUUCACUCUUCCUCUGCACCGGAUUUGAUGAAUCUCUCCCAAUGAGUCCAUUCUAAAGAAAAAUGGUAAAUGGCGCCAUUAUAACCUGUAGAUGACAGCGCAACCCGCCCCACAAACAGCCCUGUACAUGGAAGAUGGCGAAAGUCAUAAGGGGCAGAAUAGGGGAAUUGGAAGAAGAUUUAUUUUGGGGAAAAAAAGGUUUUACUUUUCUAAAAGAAGUGUGAUAGUAUAAACCAAAUGUAAAUAUGAGUAUCGCUGAAAUCAUAUUAAAUGACAAAAUAAAGAGAACGUGCCAGGUUUACCAUGAACUGCACUGUGGAAAAACAAAAAACCCCAAAAGUUGCACAUUUUUAUUUUUCUCUUUAAUUCCUACUCCACAAAUGACAUUUUCUUGGUGUCGCUGGACAUUUUAUAGUAAAAUAGAAGAUGUCAUUACAAAGUACAAUCAGUUGUGCAAAAAAACAAGUCCUGUGGAUGGAAAAGUAAAAUGCACCAAAGAAAAUAGUCCUGGAUGAUGUGACAAUGCUGGACAUACUGAUGAAAGGUUCUGUGUAACCAGCUUCAGCCUCAGACUGUGAUUGGGAGCGAUCAUGGAGCUUUAUAUUAUUGCUAUACCCAGUGGAUUAUUUACCCUGUUAGUGAUCGGGGUCAUAUUCUACAUCUGUAUUAAGAAAUAUAAAUCUACACAACAUGACGACUUAGAAGAAGUUAUUGUAGAGAAACCAACCAAUAAAAACCAAUCUUCUGAUGAUGACAAUUUAGAAGAAGUGGUUAUAGAGACACCAAACAAUGAAAACCAAUCUGCAGAAGACCAUAACAUAGAAGUUAUCGUAGAGAAACCAGAAGACAACCAGAACGUCAGCGCCUCCGAAAAAUGUAUCAGCGUAGAUGACUUCAUCUUCCACAAUGUACUCGGGAAAGGCAGCUAUGGGAAGGUUGUUUUAUCUGCACUGAAAGGCAGAAAUGAGUUUUUUGCUAUAAAGGCUCUGAAGAAGAGAAGGGUUAAAAAGAAGGAGGUGCCAAUGAUGGAGAAACGUAUUCUUGCAUUGGCCUGGGAUCACCCAUUUCUCACUUGCCUUUAUUGCAGCUUUCAGACCAAUUCACACCUGUUCUUUGUGAUGGAACUGCUGAAUGGAGGAGACCUGCUCGGUCACCUGAAUGACCAGAGAAGAUUUGAUCUGCACAGGGCUACUUUCUAUGGAGCUGAAAUAUCAUCCGGCUUACAGUUUUUGCACUCCAAGAACAUUAUUCAUAGGGAUCUGAAAUUGGAGAACGUAAUGUUGGAUAAGGACGGCCACAUCAAACUCACAGAUUUUGGACUGAGCAUAGAGAACAUUUCCAACGAUAGAAAAGCCAACUCAUUCUGUGGGACUCCAGAGUUCAUGGCUCCAGAGAUAUUGCUUAGGCAAAGCUACGCUUUCUCUGUGGACUGGUGGGCCUUUGGCGUUCUUCUCUACAGUAUGCUGAUAGGAAAGCUGCCAUUCCAUGGGCGGAACAUGCAUGAGACCUUUGAUUUGAUCAAAGAAGAUACGCCCAACUAUCCAAGCUGGAUAACUGAGGAAUCAAGGGACGUCCUACAACAGCUGCUGGAGAAAGAUCCAACCAAAAGAUUAGGUGUGACCGAGGAUAUAAGGCUUCAUCCCUUUUUUACUGCUAUAAACUGGACGGCACUAGAGAGGAGAGAAGUCGAGCCUCCUUUUAAGCCAAAAGUGGAAUCUCCAAGUGACAUCAGCAACUUUGAUCCGAAGGUUCUCAAUAAGAAAGAUCCCAUCUCCUUCAGUGAGGACCAGAAGGAUUCAAAGGACAAAACAGAAUUCUGUGGGUUUUCUUUCAUUCACCCAAGAAUGCAAGAAAUAAUUGACACAGACGGGGAGAACCACUGAAAAAUUGGCUAUAAAAGAAAACACCAGACAUGACUUAUCGGAUAUGACUUUAUUACCGGAUGUGACUAUUACCGGAUGUGACUUUAUUACCGGAUGUGACUAUU
Messenger RNA from Hyla sarda, 2106 nucleotides. Its product is annotated as protein kinase C delta type-like. Lineage: Eukaryota; Metazoa; Chordata; Amphibia; Anura; Hylidae. The transcript has a single exon. Gene Ontology annotation, molecular function: ATP binding; protein serine/threonine kinase activity. Gene Ontology annotation, biological process: protein phosphorylation. The record is from RefSeq and is a predicted model, not a curated record. Bases 710 to 2002 code for a protein of 430 amino acids.